Molecule: messenger RNA, 2008 nt
Organism: Sorghum bicolor (sorghum)
Lineage: Eukaryota; Viridiplantae; Streptophyta; Magnoliopsida; Poales; Poaceae
Product: squamosa promoter-binding-like protein 17
Exons: 3
Coding region: 547-1713 (388 amino acids)
Cellular component (GO): nucleus
Molecular function (GO): DNA binding
Source: RefSeq, a predicted model, not a curated record
CAAGCAGUAGGAGCCGCGUAGGAGCCGCGUGGAACAGUGGGAGCGGCGCGAGAAAAGAGGAGCUUGGUGGCGCGGGUGCGGUGGUAGUAGUGGCGGCCGAGCUAGCAGCAGCAGGGCAGGCUGCCGCGACCGACUGGGAGGGAGCCGAGUGGGAGUGCGUGUACUACUGCUACUACGCUGGUGAGUGAGGACGUGGGAGGGGAGGGAGGGAGCUGAGCUGAGGGAAAGAAAGGGACGGCAGCAGGAGCACAGCACACAGGCGCACACGCGCGCACACUGCACCACACACGCCACAAGCGUUAUUUUAAGGGCGGCGCAACCACUGUUGUCGCCUCCCUCCAUCCACACUCGGGAGGCCUCCUACUCCUACCCUCGCUGAAGCUCUGUCUCUCGCGCGCGCUUCCCUCCCACUCCCACCACUGGACAGAGAGAGAGAGAGAGAGAGAGAGAGAGAGAGAGAGAGGAGGGUCAGUGGAGGGCGGGCUAGGGAAGCUACGCCGCCACAGACGUUAACAGCGUCGGGGGGAAGCACGGAAGCGGGUGGCAAUGGCGACCGGCGGCAGCGGGAGCGACGAUGUCCACGGGCUCACGUUUGGCAAGAAGAUCUACUUCGAGCAGGACGCGGCCGUCGCCGCCGCAGGCGGAAGCGGGAGCGGGAGCGCGACUGCGGCGGCGGGCGGCAGGAAGGGGAAGGGCGUGGCCACCGGUGGCGGCAGGCCGGCGUCCGCCAGCGCCGCCUCUGCCACCCAGCCGCCGAGGUGCCAGGUGGAUGGGUGCGGCGUGGAUCUGAGCGCCGUCAAGCAGUACUACUGCCGCCACAAGGUGUGCUACAUGCACUCCAAGGAGCCGCGCGUCGUCGUCGCCGGCAUCGAGCAGCGCUUCUGCCAACAGUGCAGCAGGUUCCACCAGUUACCUGAAUUUGACCAAGGGAAACGUAGCUGCCGCCGACGCCUCAUUGGUCACAAUGAGCGCCGGAGGAAGCCACCACCUGGACCUCUCACUUCACGAUAUGGCCGGCUUGCUGCAUCAUUUCAAGAGCCUGGUAGGUUCAGAAGCUUCCUGCUUGACUUCUCGUACCCAAGGGUUCCAAGCAGCGUGAGAGAUGCGUGGCAAGGAGUUCAGCCCGGCGGCGACAGGAUGCUGGGUACCAUCCAGUGGCAUGGGAACCAAGAACCUCACCCACACCGCAGUGCAGCUGCGGGCUAUGGCAACCAUGCAUACAACUGCCAUGGUGGCUUGGUGGCAGGGGCUUCCAUGCUCCCCUCUGCCUUUGAGCUCCCGCCCGGCGGAUGUGUUGCAGGAGUUACCACCGACUCCAGCUGUGCUCUCUCUCUUCUGUCAACUCAGCCAUGGGAUACAACCCCCCAAAGUGGCAGCCACAACCGGUCCCCAGCAAUGUCCGCCGCGGCCAGCGCCUUCGAAGGCACCCCGGUGGCGCCGUCCGUCAUGGCGAGCAGCUACACGGCGUCAAGCACCUGGACGGCCUCACGGGACCCUGCCGACGGUGCCAGGAACGCGCAGCAGCAUCACGAUGAUGCUCUGCACCUGGUCCAUCCAGGCCCGGUCCACCACGGCCACUUCUCCGGCGAGCUCGAGCUCGCCCUGCAGGGAAGCGGGCCACCGCCGCCGCCAAACAUGCCGCACGUCGACCAUGGCAGCUCCAGCGGCACCUUCAGCCAUUCCACCACCAACGCAAUGAACUGGUCCCUGUAGGGACACAACUUUUCCCAGCAAGCACUGCCGCCUUCUUCGUCCGGUCGUCACGCCACGAGACAUGGAGCACUUGGUCACCCUGGUUUUGUGCGCCUUACAUUGCCGUUCUGGGUUUUUUUUCAGGGUGGAACUGGGGAUUCCUAACCGUAGACCGUGAAUUCCCUUCUCGUGUAGCCCAUUGCGUCCAUGAACUCGGUCCAACACCUGAUUUGAUCCUAUAAUUGUAGAACUCCUGUAGCCUAAAUUAUUAUUCAGUUAUGAAGAUGCUUGUCAAGUGACCUGUUUUUAUCCAUCA